Messenger RNA from Aspergillus bombycis, 269 nucleotides. It is a transcript of the gene cspA, whose product is annotated as putative cell surface protein. NCBI's taxonomy places the organism in Eukaryota, Fungi, Ascomycota, Eurotiomycetes, Eurotiales, Aspergillaceae. The transcript has a single exon. The record is from RefSeq and is a predicted model, not a curated record. The annotation marks the transcript as partial.
UCUCUCCUGUUCAGCCUUCUGUCCCUGGUGAGACACCCGUGCAGCCCACUGGCGUCUCUCCUGUUCAGCCUUCCGUCCCUGGCGAGACUCCUGUCCAGCCCACCGGCGUCUCUCCUGUCCAGCCCACUGCUCCCGGCGAGACCCCGGUCGCGCCCACUGGUGUCUCCCCAGUCCAGCCCACUCAGCCACCUCUCACUGGUGCUGCUCGGGCCGUCAAGCCCACUGUCGGUCUCUUGGCUGCAGUCAUGGGUGUGAUGAUCCUGCUCUAA